Molecule: messenger RNA, 408 nt
Organism: Zychaea mexicana
Lineage: Eukaryota; Fungi; Mucoromycota; Mucoromycetes; Mucorales; Lichtheimiaceae
Exons: 3
Coding region: 44-295 (83 amino acids)
Source: RefSeq, a predicted model, not a curated record
UCUCAAGUAAUACUUUAUUACCUCUUCCCAUCCAAAACCAAAAAUGAAGUUCUUCACCGCCGCUGCUGCCCUUUUCACCGUCUUCGCCGUUUCCGCCGUUGCUCGUCCCAACUACGAUCAUUACUCUGACCACCACAGCGAUGGUCGCCGUGGUGGUGGUGACGACGACAUUACCAUCCAUGGCUGCAAAGGUCAAGGCGAUAUCACUGGCGUUCUCCCCGCCGUCCUCCAGGCAGGUAUCCUUUCGAACAACAAGAAGUACUGUAUCCAGACAGUCGACGACACCGACCACUAGAUCAAUUAUUAGUAGUAGACCACAACAGCACGAAUUUUACAGCUCCCUCUUCUUUUUUCUUAUCUAACCCUUUAGCAUACAUUUGAAGUGCAUAUCCAUAUCAAAUAAAUUUA